This is a messenger RNA of Aspergillus calidoustus, 1020 nucleotides long. The record is from the annotation of a GenBank genome assembly. NCBI's taxonomy places the organism in Eukaryota, Fungi, Ascomycota, Eurotiomycetes, Eurotiales, Aspergillaceae.
AUGUCUAUCGAGCAUUACCCUCAACCCCCAUAUCCCUUGCAUCCGUCGGUAAAGGAUAGACUAAGUCCCGACUAUGUUGCCUUCUACAACAAAUACAUUCUGAACAGCCAGCAAGUUCACUAUCAGCCUGUCAAGGCAUCCCGCACGAGCGGCACGUUGAUUCCCGGCGGCGGGGAGCCCCUUACAGUGGGAAAGACACAAGACAUUGCGGUUCGACGUCGGGCUACCACGGGUCCAGAUAUCAAAGUCCGUUGCUUCACGCCCUCCGGAGCGAAACCAAAAGAGGGAUGGCCAGUACUGCUCUAUUUCCACGGUGGGGGGUGGGUGCUUGGUACCAUCGACACGGAAACCACAGUCUGUACCAACAUAUGCGUGCGCGCAAACUGUGUCGUUGUUACUGUUGACUAUCGACUUGCUCCCGAACACCCUUGGCCUGCCGCAGUCCAUGAUAGCUGGGAGGCCUUGCUCUGGCUCGUUUCGGAUGGCGUGUCGGCGCUGUGCCUCGACGCUUCCAAAGUAGCUGUUGGGGGCUCAUCGGCCGGGGGGAAUCUUGCUGCAGUCAUGACACACAAGGCCAUGACGCUGACCCCGCCCAUACAUUUCAAGGCCCAGGUCCUGGCAGUUCCAGUUACAGACAACACGGCAACAGUGGAGAACAACCAGUCGUACCGAGAAUAUGAGCACACGGCGGCGCUUCCGGCAGAGAAAAUGCUCUGGUACAGGCGCCAUUAUCUACCUAACCAGUCUGACUGGUCCAACAGCGAGGCCAGCCCGCUCUUCUACAAGGGCGACUGGUCGCGGUUGCCGCCCGCGCUUGUGAUGGUUGGGGAAUUAGAUGUGCUUCGUUCCGAGGGUGAAGAGUACGCUCGAGAACUGCAAGAAGCUGGUGUACAGGUAGAGCUGCAGGUCAUGAAAGGCAUGCCUCACCCAUUUCUGGCCAUGGAUGGCGUACUCAAGGAGGGCAGGCUGGCUAUUUCUCUCAUGUGUGACACAGUGCGCAAGGCUUUUUGGGCAUAUUAG